Molecule: messenger RNA, 2707 nt
Organism: Acanthopagrus latus (yellowfin seabream)
Lineage: Eukaryota; Metazoa; Chordata; Actinopteri; Spariformes; Sparidae
Gene: fez2
Product: fasciculation and elongation protein zeta 2
Exons: 9
Coding region: 415-1617 (400 amino acids)
Cellular component (GO): axon; cytoplasm
Source: RefSeq, a predicted model, not a curated record
UUUUGCUUUAUAAUGGCGUGAAAUGUAUAUAUUUUUAUAUUUAUCGUUCCCUCAAUAGAAAAACAAAUAGGGCUCCUCAGAAAAAUGAAAAUUUGAAUGGGAACACCUGAUGAAAUAAAUAAAGCUGUAUGUUUUUCUAUUUCUUUAAAAUCAAAUUAAAAUUAUAUUGUAAUCACACUCUUCUGCAGUGUAAUAAGCCUGUCAGCAGGCUUUCUCGGUGCUCUGCUUUAGACCCUCCAGCCUGGAUCAUCCAGUUCGGCGGUUCGGCCACUAGUCGGCCGGCGGUGCAGCCACUCUGUCCGGCUCAGCGCCGCUCUGUGUGGGAAGUGAGCGGGCAUUCAGAGAGGAUGCUGAGGCCUGCCAGUCCCGCCACACACCCGUCGCUAACCCGGGGCUUCUAGGGUGGUCCGGGCUAUGGCUGCACCCAUCGCACAUUUCGACGACGACUGGCCGGUUCUGGGUGAGCUGAGCAUGGUUGCGGACCAGAGGCUGCUGCUGCUGCUGCCGCGGAAAGGCCGCGUGUCCGCCGCGGGGGAAGCGGCAGCGGCGCCGCAGCUCCUCCCGGACGAGGAUGGGGAUAUCCCCGAGCUGUACGACAGCAGCUGCUCCCCGGGGGACGCCGGUGCUUUCAGGUCCAUGGAGGACCUGGUCAACGAUUUCGACGAGAAGUUAUCCGCGUGCUUCCGAAAUUUUGACGCCAGGACGGACAGCAUCGCUCCCGUGAGUGAGAUCACCGAGGAGUCGCUGCUGGACAGAGACGAGAUCUGGAACACUCUGACCAGUAACUACGGGCGCGUGAUGCCAGUGGACUGGAAACAGUCACGAACGCGCUCCCUCCACGCACCCACGUUCAACCUGCAGGAGAAGCCCAGGAAGAGUGAUGUCACGGCAGAGCUGUCGGACGACGAGGAGCUGAGGGAGCAGCUGGACAUGCACUCCAUCAUCGUCUCCUGCCUCGCCGAGGAGCCGCUUUUCACAGCAGAGCAGGUUAUCGAGGAGAUCGAGGAGAUGAUGCAGGACUCUCCUGACGUGGAGGCGAAGCACAACCCCUCUCAGUCGGACCUGUCGAUGAUCUCCCUGGACGUCCAGCGGGCCACCAGCAGCCCCAGCUUUGAGAGGAGGGUGCGGACGCUGACCGUCGCGGAGCUGAACGAGCGUCUGGAGGAGACGGAGACGAACAUCAGGAGGUUCUCGGAGGAGCUGGUGCAGCAGCUGGCUCUCAGAGAUGAGCUGGAAUUUGAGAAAGAGGUGAAGAACAGCUUCAUCUCGGCGCUCAUCGACGUGCAGAACAGACAAAAGGAGCACCGGGAGCUGCUGAAGAAGAAGAAGAAGCUCAAAGGCGGUGCCGGGCCGUCGCAGGAGAAAACGCUGGGAUCACGCUUCAGCGUGGAGGGAUUCUCCUCUGUCAUUCAGAACAGCUUCCGCCAAACCUUUGGGAGCGGGUGCAGUGAAAGACAGUAUUUGACCACGGUCAUCCCGUAUGAGAAAAAGGGACAUCCUCCUUCGCUCGAGGACCUCCAGAUCCUCACUAAGAUUCUUCAGGCUAUGAGAGACGACAGUGACAAGGUGCCCGGUCUCUUGACAGAUUACAUUCUCAAAGUGCUUUGCCCAACGUAGAGCAGGGAGACGGUGCCUGACGCUCAGCAGAGGCUUCAGAUUGAAGAAGAAGAGGAGUCAUUGUGUUUUUUUUUGUUUCGGCAGACAUGAAGCACACUUAAUUUAUUCCUGCAUGUUUUUUUUACGUCAAAAUGUGUCUUUUCUUUUGUCCCUCUCUUGAUUUUUGUUGUACUGAUUUUGUGUUGAGCGUUGUGAUUUUGCAAAUCUCGUGUGUCCCUGUGAAUUUUUGACUUCUCUCCUCCGUUUUUUUUAUUUAUUUAUUUAUUUAUUUUUAUUGUCUCGCACUAUGAAAGAGUAUCCGAAGAAUGGUAACUUACACGAGAAAUAUACCCAGGUAGAUAUACCAGCAUAGCAGCCGCGCUGUUGGGCUUAAGGGCAGAGCUACAACGCAAAGGGCUUUGUCAACUAUAUCCACCGAGCAACGAACAGAUGCACAACGCACGCCGAAGAGUUAUAAAACAGGAGAGCAUCGAGACUGUAAAGCAGAAACAGAAGAGGGGGAAAUCAAUGAGUGUUGCAGCAGCACGAGAGACAGAGACAAGUGCAGGAAACACAUACAAAGACACACACAGGUAAUAAUAACAAAUACACGAGUUAGUUAACUUGUGCGUCGACAUAAUCCAAGUGCAAAACCAUCAUGUGAUUCAACACAGCCUUCCGUGUAGCAGCAGAACAAUACAGACAUUAUCAUUAGCAUUAUUAUUCUUCUUCUCUGGAAGAUGACGCGUUGAUCGCUGAGGUGACGAAGUCAGGACUGAAAUCAACUAAUCAAUUAACUAACUAUGCAUUCGAGUGAACCCUGAGUCGUGACCCGUGCACUGUCUGUACCUUGGCGACGCUGACUGCAGCUCUGAGUCAGAGACUGGAGCGUCGACGCCAUGCCUGCCGCGCUCAGGGCAGCCGACACCACGAGUGGGUUGUUGUUCUCCGUGUAUUCUUGUAUACGAACAAGCUGCCUUUGCCUGAACUUUUGUACAUUAUAAAGGAGUUAUUUUCAAUGAAUGAAUGUCAAAACUGCUGGGAAACUUACAGAACCUGCUUCACUGUUAAUUUAUUUUGUAAAUAUUUCAAAUAUAUUGACAAAACCACA